Nerophis lumbriciformis (worm pipefish) is the source of this 511-nucleotide messenger RNA. RefSeq names its product ring-box 1, E3 ubiquitin protein ligase (gene rbx1). NCBI's taxonomy places the organism in Eukaryota, Metazoa, Chordata, Actinopteri, Syngnathiformes, Syngnathidae. The record is from RefSeq and is a predicted model, not a curated record. Gene Ontology annotation, molecular function: zinc ion binding.
UGCGUCGCUGGAACGUCAUUGAAAGAACACCGGAAGUUGUAUGUUCUUGGCGGAAGUCGUACUUAGUGUGGCCAGCUUGUCGCUAGAAGAUGGCAGCAGCGAUGGACGUCGACGCACCGAGCUGCUCCAGCAGCGGAGCGAGCAAGAAGAGAUUUGAAGUGAAGAAGUGGAACGCUGUGGCACUGUGGGCCUGGGACAUUGUUGUGGAUAAUUGUGCUAUUUGUCGAAACCACAUCAUGGAUCUUUGUAUAGAAUGUCAGGCCAACCAAGCUUCUGCCACGUCUGAGGAGUGCACCGUCGCCUGGGGGGUCUGCAACCACGCCUUCCACUUCCACUGUAUUUCCCGCUGGCUGAAGACCAGACAGGUGUGUCCACUGGACAACCGAGAGUGGGAGUUCCAGAAGUAUGGCCAUUAGCUGCUGUUUGUUCUCCACCUUUUACCCACAAUGCAGUUCUACUUGCUCUUUUCUUCUUGCAAAUAAAAUAUGAUUCUUGCUAUUGUUGGAACUUG